AUGGAGGUGGCUCGUUUUAGUACUAAGCCUUCUAAUCAUCUCACCGGAGAAGACUAUGCAACCACUCUGAUUCAGACUGUUUUUAGAGACCAUGAUGCAACUAUUGUCGAUCUUAAAAGCGUUCUUCACCAGAUUUUUUCUAUUAAGGAUCUAGGAAUUCUUAAGUACUUUCUAGGAAUCGAGAUGGCCACCUCUCAAAAAGGGCUUUUUUUGAAUCAAUGCAAAUUUAUGCUAGAUUUGCCGCGUGAAGUUUAUAUGCUUGAAUGCAAGCAUGCUAGAACUCCUCUGGAUAGCAAACUUCAAUUGACUAUUGAUGGUGAAUAUCUGGAAUCUCCUCAACUUUAUCAAAGGUUGGUUGGAAAGCUUAUUUAUAUUACCAUUAUGCGACCUGACAUUACUCAUGUAGUUAGUAUUGUGAGUCAAUUUAUGCACUCACCUACUAUUGCGCAUACCGUUGUUGUUAAAUGGAUCCUUCGCUAUCUCAAAGGGUCCAUUGGGCAUGGAAUACUCAUGAAGAAUAAUGGUCACAUCCAGAUAAUUGGCUAUAUUGAUGUAGAUUGGGCAGGUAAUACCCUUAAUCGGAAAUCGACUACUGGAUAUUGUAUAUUUAUUGGUGGAAAUUUAGUUUCAUGGAAGAGUAAAAAACAACUAGUCGUUGCUCGAUCUAAUGCCGAAGCAGAGUACCGCACAAUGGCCUCCACUGCUUCUGAACUUAUAUGA
Molecule: messenger RNA, 720 nt
Organism: Tripterygium wilfordii
Lineage: Eukaryota; Viridiplantae; Streptophyta; Magnoliopsida; Celastrales; Celastraceae
Exons: 2
Coding region: 1-720 (239 amino acids)
Source: RefSeq, a predicted model, not a curated record